UUUUGAAACAAAUGAUAACACCGGCUGCCCGCCUCAAUUUCUGGCGAUCUUUCUUUGUUGUCCUCAGGAUCAGGAAUAAUUCUAAACAAGAUCUCUGGAACGUUUAAGAGAGUUCGUUGUAUUUACAUUUUACCCCAAGUACAAUUGACUACGACAAGCAUUUUGAACACUCUGACCCCUUGAAAAGAAGGUGAUCCAUCAAGAAAGAAGUCUUCAUUCGCCAUAUUCCGCUCCUAUAGGAUUAGACCUGAAGAUGGUUUACUAGAUGGGUCAGAUUUAGGCAUCAAGCAACAAAAAGGGAGGGAGAGCAGAUGAUUAAAUCGUGCAAGACCAACUUUAAAUCUCGCCUUCUCCCCUCUCCCCGUUAAGUUUAUCAGAAGACGUUUUACUACCUCUGUUCCGUCUUUGGCCACCAUGGACACGGAUGACCACAUCGAUGACGAAUUCUAUUUUCUGGGGGUAGAAAAGUUGGAAAUCCUAUGAUGCAUGGAGAUCAGCAGUGCAAUUCCUUAGUAUAAUCCACUUUGUCAUGGGCUUGACCAAAUUACCGAUGUGUUUCAAUCAUUAUCCGAAAUCGUCACAAGCAUUUAGUUUCCUAUGGACGAGGUAUUGAGUUUCCAGUCUGUCAGCAAGGAAUUUCUGAAUGGAAGAACAGACUUAUUUAGAGUGCAACUUACUCAGAUCUUCAAAUCAUUCCAAAACUAAACGGCGGAUUUCAUGGAGAAUAUUUCUAUUCCGGAAAAGCCGAAUAUUAUUGUGUUUCAAAGACAUGGUGUUUUUACUGACAAUCUUCCUCGCAUUCACUAGCAGUGUUGUCAGGGGAAUGAGCAACGAUAUUCUACGUUUAAAUAUACCUCCCAACGAACCUAAGUUGGACCCCAACACGGUCUGCAAGACGUUCCCCGACCUGACCCCCCGACAGUACAGCCUGUGUAGUAUGUACCCUGACGUCACGGCGUCCGCCAUCCAGGGGAUCCAGAUUGGGGUCCAUGAGUGCCAGAAUCAACUCAGGAACGACCGCUGGAACUGUUCCUCUCUGGAAAAGAAAAAUAAAAACCCACACGCAAGUCCCUUGCUUAAAAGAGGGUACCGAGAGACGGCGUUUGCUUACGCCAUUUCCGCUGCUGGCGUGGUUCACCAGGUGGCGGUAGCGUGCAGUCUUGGGAAGUUGAAGUCGUGUGGCUGCGACAUGAGUCGGAGAGGGAAAGUCAGGAACUGGGAGUGGGGAGGAUGCAGUCACAACGUGGACUUUGGGGAACACUUCUCCAAGAAGUUUUUGGAUUCAAAGGAAAAACGUUCAAAAGAUAUACACGCCAAAAUUAACUUACACAACAACCGAGCAGGAAGGCUGGCCGUAAUCAGAAACGUCAACAGAAAAUGCAAAUGUCACGGAAUGUCUGGAAGCUGUGAGAUGCAGACAUGUUGGAAAGCUACUCCCGAUUUCAAGGAUGUAGGAAAUCGCUUAAAGAGGAAGUACAGGUCGGCAAGAAAGGUAAAGGUUGACGUACUCAACAAAGUGAAAACGCACUAUAAGAAAAUUAGAAAAUACACGAGAAAGACUGAUCUUCUUUUCUAUGAACAAUCUCCUAAUUACUGUGAUCCAAAUCCGGAAGUGGAUGCACCAGGGACCUCUGGUAGACUUUGCAAUAAGACAAGUUCAGGGGUAGAUAACUGUGAAACACUGUGUUGUGGUCGUGGUUAUAAUACUUUACGAGUGAGACGGACGGAGCGAUGUGACUGCAAAUUCCACUGGUGUUGUUAUGUUGUCUGCCAAACAUGCAAAUAUAAUGAAUGGGUCACAGUAUGUAAAUAAUAUACUAAACCUUUUAUCUUUAUGGUUUUGUUGUCCUCUUUUUGUUCUAUGUUUACAUUUACUUAUCAUAAUAUUUUGUGUAUUUUGUGAAUAUUGGUGUUGAUUAUGAACUUAUUCAGGUGCAGUUUUCACAUAAAAUUUUAUAACUUUCUAAAAGUUACAAUCAUCCAAGGACAUGUAAUCUGAACUUCCUUCUGCAGUUGUUGAAAUUUGAUGGUAACUUUUUUGUUAUUUUAAUUUAUGUCAUUCUCUUAUAUGAAUUUUUUAUCUUCUUACUAUCAUUAAGAAAGGAGUCUUCUCGUUAUCAGACAUAUUUCGAAUGUUAACAAAUUCAUGAAAUUUUCACAUGGGUCAUAUUAACAUAUGAUAGUAUCAGUUUAAUCAAAUUUGACCAUCUUGUUUUUGCAUCAAUGUCAGGUCAAGGUCGAGAGGUAGUUAUCUGUAGUUAUGUAAACAUCUUUUAAGAUGUAAAGUUUUCAUUCAUCAAUAACAUGACUAAAUGUCACAAUGUCUGACAAUUUAUAUUGAAAUUGAGAAAAUAUUUAAACUAAAAAUGAUAUUGCUUAACCCAUAUUUUCAUAAAUUUUGAAGAUAUCAUAAAGAUUUUUCUCGUACUCUUCUAAUAUAGAAAUAUUUCUAUUUUUUACAUAUAUGAAAACUCUAUAUGAAUAUAUAAAUUAACAGAAAAACUAAUAUACUGACCAUUUAGUAAGAGAAAAAAUACGGUUUUAGUGGGAUUUUUUUAUAAACAAAACUAUUUAUAAAAUGGGCGCUUAAAAAGCUAAUAAAAUGUAAUUUGAUCAAAAAUCAUAUUUUAAAAACACUUUCUGAAACCUAACUAUCACAUUAUAAGUUUACAUUAAUUAAAAAAUCCAUCAUUAUUAUUAUUAUUGUUUUGAGA
Molecule: messenger RNA, 2714 nt
Organism: Magallana angulata
Lineage: Eukaryota; Metazoa; Mollusca; Bivalvia; Ostreida; Ostreidae
Product: protein Wnt-10a-like
Exons: 7
Coding region: 644-1813 (389 amino acids)
Biological process (GO): canonical Wnt signaling pathway; multicellular organism development; neuron differentiation
Cellular component (GO): extracellular region
Molecular function (GO): frizzled binding; cytokine activity
Source: RefSeq, a predicted model, not a curated record